CGGACUUCAAACUAGCUCCGUCGCCAUUGGUUGAGAGAUCGUCAGUUUGAAUUCUGAAGCGGUUUAUUUAAAGAAGGAUUUUCGAACGGAAAUUUGUGAAUUCACCGAAGCUCGAGAAAAAUGGAAACAUUUGAAUUCCAUCUUCCCAUCUGCAGGAAUGAUCUCUUACGACGCAGUACAGCUAAUCAGUAUGUUGUUGAACUUAUUGGCUUUAGGCAUUUGCCUGGAGCCUUGGAAAACUUCAGAGUGACCAUGCGAACUGAGGGUUACCUGACCAUUUUAGAACAAUUUAAUGUUCCUUUCAGUAUCCUGUGUUCUGAUGCUGAAUCUUCUCAGGCUCUGCGUGAAAAUGUCUGGCAAGUUCUUCUCAAAGGUAUGUCUUCAUUUGUGAGAGGGCUACGAUGUUUGGUUGAGAAAUUUCCAAUACCCAACAACAGCAGAUUGCAGCACUUGAAUGCUCUUAAGAUGAUCUGUUACUUAAUGUCUCAGCUAUCUGAUAACUUUGAAGCUGAAGAAUCCAAGGUGAACAUGAUCCAGGGUCGUAAAAAGAAAUCAGCAGAUGCCUUCCAGACUAUUGAUUGGCCCUAUGAAAAGGAAGCAUUUCUGAAAGUUCUUUUGGAGUUGGUUGUGUUGGACCUCGAUAAGUUGUGGGAUCCACCUAUCGCUGAAGAAAACUUUAUCAAUUUGAUUAUCUCAUGCUGCUACAAUCUUCUGCAGAAUCCCAGUAUAACUCGGCAGAAGGAAACAAAGGAGGUUAUUGGCAACAUACUCGGUGUGCUGGUGAAACGUCAUAACCGAGCAUUAUGUAACAGUUUGAGGAUUUUGCAACUCCUACAACGUCAUGAACAUACCAUCAGCUCACUUGUACAGAUAACCGAGAUCAUUGUUACUAAGUACGGUGCAACCAACAUAGUGUUUGAGAUAAUGAGAGAGAUUGGUCGUUUGGAUUCUAAGGAGAUCAGCAAUAAUUCGUCCGGUACGAAAGCAUACGCUACUUUUCUAGUUGAUCUUUCUGCCAAGAUACCACAAGCGGUCUUCCAAAAUAUUAGCGUAUUGAUGCCCUGCUUGGAGAUGGACUCUAGCAUAAUGAGAAACUGUAUUCUUUGUGUUAUCAAAGAGAUUAUUGUAAAUGUGCUGAGUUCAGAGAAUUUGGAAGCUUCUUUGAAAAAAACCAAGGACCAAUUCUUCACUAUUCUCAAGGACCAUGUCCACGAUGUGCAUGCUUUCGUAAGAAGUAAAGUUUUACAGAUUUGGCUUGAGAUUGUCCAACAGCAGUGUUUACCAUUAUCUCAUCAAGAAGAACUCACAGGUCUUGUAGUGGGUCGUUUGAAUGAUAAAGCAGCUAAUGUCCGGCGCUAUUCCAUUCAGCUUUUGACUGCUUUGCUCCAGAUGAAUCCCUUUGCACAUAAGCUUCAAUAUGAAGAUCUGAUUGAAAGUUACAGACAAGAAAAAGAGAAACUUGAUAAAAUGUUGGAAGAAAAUAGUUCAUCUGAAGAUCCUGAUCUGGUACUUAUGAAGGAGAAAUGGUCAAGUCAUGAAAAUGCUAUGAUGGAAGUCUUUGAGGAACUUUCUUCUGUGUCUCCUGAUGACUAUGAAGAUAUAAUUGGUGACGAUGACACUUCAGACAGAAUUAUGAAUACAAUCGUUUCAACUAUUGACGAGAAAGAUUACAACAAGAGUCGUUUGUACUUGCUGGCUGCCAAUACCAUCUGGCCUGAUGUGUUUGUGUUGGAUUUGCCUCAGUCCGAUGAUUCAAAAGAAACUAAAGAUGAAAGUGAUGUUCCUGUGGAAGUUGUUGUAAAAGGAUUGAAAGAUGUCUAUUUAGGAAAACACCUAGUGUUGGGUGUGCCUAAAGCAGCUGUCAAUCCCAUUCAAAGCAGUGAAGUGGAAGUUAAUGAUCUGUCGAAGCAGCAAGUUUUAGUCCUAUAUUUAAAGGAUUCUUUGACAUUUAGUGGUCAGGUGAAAGAAGCCAUUCCAAUUCUGUGUCAGAUGUUACAUUCCAAGGUGAACUCUGACAUCCUUGAAGCAAUUGAAUUCUUUGUAACAAGCUUUGCCUUUGGAAUGCCCCAUAGCUUAGUUGGUAUCCGUAAGGUCUUGUUGUUGCUUAACUCUUCAAAGGACAGUACAAUCAAAGAAGCAGCUGUGAAUGCUUAUAAAAAAAUCUAUUUGAAUCUUGAUGCAGAAAAUGAAAGGAGCAAAGCUCUCAAAGUGGUUGAUAAUCUAACGACCCUGAUGAAAAAUAUUUCUUUGGAAGAGUUAAUUUCACUGGAUGCUGUGAUAGCAAAUUUCAUGAAAUCUGGAGAUUUGCACAUUUCCGUCAUCCAGGUGUUAUGGGAAAGGUUUGCCCUGAAGAUCCCUCGUACCACCCCUGAUGAGAGUCGUACUGCAUUGAAUUUACUCAUGAUGGCUGCUGGGGGUGACUCUAAAAUUAUCAAAAGCAAUAUCGCUGUACUUGUUAGCGAGGGACUGGGACCACGAGCUGAGAAAGACUUCAGAAUUGCUAAGGAUACAUGUUUGGCUCUUAUGAAGAUUGGUUCUGCCAAAAAGCAAAUUGGAAUGGCCGCGCCACCACCCUACCGCUUAGACAGAGACCAUGAGCUCUUUACACGACUUCAGGACUUGCUUCUGACAGGUCUCUUUGAUUUGGAAAAUGAAUUUUGGGUUCCUCUCUGUGACAAGGCUGUCUGCACAAUUUAUACUCUAUCUGAGAGUCCCGACCACAAGUGUGAGCAACUAGUGAAAGCUGUGGCAGAGAAGGUUCUCUCUUUGAAAAUUGAGUCAGACAGUGAUUCCAGUUCCAAUUGUCAGACUGGUGUGCUGGUACGGUUCGUCUUUCUCAUUGGCUGUAUUGCUCAUAGGCAGCUGGAGCACAUGAACAGAGACCUUCUUACUGAGAUGAAGCGAAGAAAUGCUUUGCUUGAGAAAUCUAAACUCAAAAAGAAAUCCCGAAAGAAUCCAGAUGUUACAUCAACCACUGCCAGUAGCACUUUAAUCGAGGAAGAAUUGGGUCUGACAGGAGCUUCAGCAGAAGAUGAUGAAUAUGAAUGCAUUAGAAAAGUCUGUGAAACAGAAAUUCUCUCAGGUGAAACUCUGUUAGCCAUUGUUGCACCUUUAAUUGUGAAUCUUUGCCGGAAUCAAUCAAAAUUCAGUAAUCCUGAACUCCGCACUGCAGCAAGUCUUACUCUCUCCAAACUGAUGCUCAUCAGCUCUGAAUUCUGUGAGAACAAUCUUCAGUUGCUGUUUACAAUCUUGGAGAAGUCCUCACUGCCAAGCAUCCGUGCCAACACCAUCAUUGCCUUGGGAGAUCUUGCUUCUUUGUUUCCUAAUCUUAUUGAGCCCUGGACUGCCCAUAUGUAUGCCAGAUUACGUGAUCCUUCCCCAUUGGUCCGUAGAAACACAGUCUCUGUUCUCUCUCAUCUUAUUUUGAAUGACAUGGUGAAAAUCAAGGGACAGAUUAGUGAAAUGGCUGUUUGCAUCAUUGAUGAAGAUGAAAAAAUAAAAGGAUUGGCAAAAGUAUUUUUUGUAGAACUUUCCGGAAAGGCAAAUGCUAUUUAUAAUAUCAUCGCUGAUAUUAUUAGCCGUCUCUCAGAUCCUGAAAUAGGAGUUGAGAAAGCCUCUUUCCAAACCAUUCUCAAAUUUUUGUUCUCUUUUGUCCAAAAAGGCAAGCAAACAGAAAAUUUGGCUGAGAAGUUGUGUCAGAGAUUCCGUGUAACAUCGACGGAGCGUCAGUGGAAUGAUUUGGCAUUUUGUCUGUCGUUGCUUACCUUCAAUGAGAAAUGUGUUCAUAAGCUGCAGGAUAACUUCAACUGUUACUCAGACAAACUGGCAAAUGACGAACUCUAUGAACAUAUGCUGUCUAUACUGAAAAAGGCCAGGACCCGUUGUAAGAUAGAAUUUAAGACUACCAUUGAUGAGAUUGAAGCCCAGAUAACUCAGUGCCAUACCAAGGGACUUGAUGAAGCAAUUGCAGAGAAGGGUUUUGUGUUUAAGACACCUGCAAAAGCUCCAGCGAAGUCCAAAAAGAGAAGCUCUAGUGUCAGCUUAAAGACUCCAAAACAAACUAAAGGUGUCUCAUCGGAACAUAGAGUUACUCCAAGAAAAUCACAAAGGAAGAAGAAUAAAGCUUCAUAUUUUUCAAGUGACAGUGAUGAAGAGAAUCCACCCUCAGACGACAGCGAUGAUUUCAUUCCAUCUUCUAAAACACCCAUCAAAAGAACAAGAUCAGCCAGGAAACGAGCCCUCACACCGAUCAACUAAUUUACACAACUCACUGUUGUUGAUGUUCACACUGUUCUCACAUUCUCUCUCUUUCUCUCUCUCUCUCUCUCUGCUUAUUUAAUGUCUGUUUUCCCCACACUAGUAUGGGUUAGGCAGAGAGAUGUCUGAGGCAGCAUUAGUUCAUGUAUAUGUGUAUGUAUAGAAUUGUAUGUACAUGUAUAAAUGUGUGGGUGGGUGUGUGUAUAUGCAUGUAUGGAUGUAUGUACAUGUAUGUGUGCGUAUAUGCAUGUAUGGAUGUAUGUACAUGUGUGU
Molecule: messenger RNA, 4530 nt
Organism: Octopus sinensis (East Asian common octopus)
Lineage: Eukaryota; Metazoa; Mollusca; Cephalopoda; Octopoda; Octopodidae
Product: condensin complex subunit 1-like
Exons: 34
Coding region: 121-4257 (1378 amino acids)
Biological process (GO): mitotic cell cycle; meiotic chromosome condensation; mitotic chromosome condensation
Cellular component (GO): condensed chromosome, centromeric region; nucleus
Molecular function (GO): histone binding
Source: RefSeq, a predicted model, not a curated record